Messenger RNA from Trichomycterus rosablanca, 1190 nucleotides. Its product is annotated as guanine nucleotide-binding protein subunit alpha-11-like. The transcript has 8 exons. Bases 60 to 1166 code for a protein of 368 amino acids. The record is from RefSeq and is a predicted model, not a curated record. NCBI's taxonomy places the organism in Eukaryota, Metazoa, Chordata, Actinopteri, Siluriformes, Trichomycteridae. Gene Ontology annotation, cellular component: heterotrimeric G-protein complex. Gene Ontology annotation, molecular function: G-protein beta/gamma-subunit complex binding; G protein-coupled receptor binding; guanyl nucleotide binding. Gene Ontology annotation, biological process: adenylate cyclase-modulating G protein-coupled receptor signaling pathway; action potential; phospholipase C-activating dopamine receptor signaling pathway.
AGCACCAGCAGCAGACUGUGUAAUCUCCCGGAACAGGUGUGACACCGAAUGAAGGGGAGAUGGGGGGUUGCGGGAAAUGGUGCUACCAAAUUUGCACCUGCUGUCUGUCUGAAGACGAACGUAAAUCAGUUGCAAUAGACAAGGAAAUUCGGAGAAUCCUAGCUGAGCAGAAGAAGAGAGAACGCCGAGAAAUAAAAGUGCUCUUACUGGGCACAGGAGAGAGCGGCAAAACCACUUUUAUCAAGCAGAUGAGGAUCAUACAUGGGAAAGGUUACUCUGAAGAGGACAGACGCUCCUUUACCAAACUGGUUUACCAGAACAUCUUCACAGCAGUAAAGGCCAUGACAAUGGCAAUGUCAACCCUCAAGAUUCCAUACACCAACCAACAGAAUGAGUCUUAUGCUCAAAGGAUUCAAGCUUUAGACGUUAACCAGGUAACCCAACUGGAGCGAACCUAUGUAGACGCCAUUCAGUGCCUGUGGGCAGACUCUGGCCUCAGGGUCUGCUACAGUCGCCGACGAGAGUACCAGCUACUGGACUCCACUGAAUACUUCAUAACGAAUUUGGAUCGCAUUGCGGCCCCAAACUACAUCCCAACUGCUCAGGAUGUUCUACGGGUGCGCUUCCCAACCACUGGCAUCAACGACUACUCUAUCGUAGUGGAGAAAAUCACACUCAGGAUUGUGGAUGUUGGGGGACAGAAAUCAGAGAGGCGGAAAUGGAUCCACUGCUUCGAAAAUGUGACAUCGCUUAUCUUUUUGGCCUCACUUAGCGAAUAUGAUCAGGUCCUGGAGGAAAACAACAAGGAGAACCGUAUGGAGGAGAGCCUGACUCUGUUCUACACCACCAUUCACUCUAGCUGGUUUGUUAAUGCCUCGAUCAUUCUGUUUCUUAACAAAAUGGACAUUCUGGCUGAGAAGAUAAAGACGUCAGACCUGCAGAACUACUUCACUAAUUUUCAAGGCAGGAGACAUGACGCUGAGGCUGCCAUGAAAUUCAUUCGUGAAAUGUACCAGCAUCAGGCCACGAACCCUGAGAAGAAUGGUAGUAAGAACAUCUACCCACACUUCACCUGUGCCACAGACACCAACAACAUCCGCAUGGUGUUCAAUGAUGUUAAAGACACUGUGCUCAUCAAGUCUCUGCAGGAGUACGGUGUGCUGUGAAAGAGUGCAGCCAUAAAAGCCUCU